Messenger RNA from Aegilops tauschii subsp. strangulata, 435 nucleotides. NCBI's taxonomy places the organism in Eukaryota, Viridiplantae, Streptophyta, Magnoliopsida, Poales, Poaceae. The record is from RefSeq and is a predicted model, not a curated record.
AUGCCCUCUUCCUCUUCCAUGUUCAUAUCAUCUUGGAUUGCUGCCUGUUCUGAAGUUGGUGCAAUGGAGCUUGGAGCUCCACCUGCUGGACCUGGAGCCUGUUCAGGACCUGAAGUCAGCGGCGAUCUGCAGUACCUGGAGGUGGAGCUGGCGAGGCCCUGGGAGGGUGGCGGCAAUCUGCAGCAGGGCGCUGGCCUUGGGAUGACGAGGUGGGGGAUCUGCUGGCCCAGGACGAUGAGGGGGAUCUGCUGGCCCAGGAAGAUGGGGAGGAUGGAAGGGGGUCUGUUGGGCGAGAUGGGAGGCGAUGGAGGUGGAGGUGGAGUAUCUGGAGGUGGUGAUCAUCAACCGGCGCUGUCAAAUAACUUCAAAGAUUGGGUAAAGCGAUUGCCAGGUGAAACUAAAAAUCUGUUUAAAGUGGUCGAGUGCUGGUCCUAG